UGUCCCUCCUGCUGCUGCCUGCCUGCCGCUCCCUCCGCUCCGUCGUCAGUCGCAGUCGCACGCCCACAGCUACGCUGCUCCACCCUCCAUGUCCGACGUGGCUCGAACCGCCCAACCCACCAGGUGUUCCUACGAGAUCUUCGGUUUCGCCAUCGCCACGUGGCUCCUGGUCCGUCAUUGGCGGCGAGAUUGGGGACGAGAGCGCUACCCAGCGGAUUUCCCAGUUUCCCAGAUAUCCGACUCUUUAUCGGCGUUAGGGUAGCAUCAACAGUGUUUUCAGUAAGCGAGCUUCGCGGGUGCAAUAGCUACCUCUAGCGUCCGCAUCCCUUCAUUCGUUCUCGAUAGUCGGUAGUUUUCGUUAAUGCCUCUCGAGCAACACGCGUCAGAUCGAUCGCAUUAGUCUCUGCACCCGUCCCCAUCGCUAGAUCUACAACCGCAGCCGAUCGACCAACUUGUUCGAAAAUUUUAGGCGAGCUGCAGCAGGCGGAGUGACGACAUUAGACGACCGAGUGACGAGAUCGGCAGGUCGGUCAGCUGUCGCGACAUCAGAAUCCGCGUUUUGACCAGCGUCGCACGUCUUUCAACGCCGUCCGCUUGGAUCCGCGCAUUUCCAUGGACUUGCCCUCUAAUCCCUCGCUUCCAGGAAACUCCCUCCUCGCCUCCGCACCUCCCUCCCAGCCACUCUUGUCCUCGUCUCCCCUCACCCCGCCUCCCGCUCUCCCCCGUACUAUCCCGCAAGCGGGACUCGUUUCCGCGAAUCAUCAGCUAGCGCAACCUAGUUCCGCCGCACCCGGCGCGACUUCCGCCAUCGCCUCUGGCGCAAGCGAAAUUCCCGCAAUGUCGCACCCCGUUGCCUCACAAGCUUCCGCAAUGCGGCCUGUUGCGCCUGCGCCUGGCAGAGUUCCGCGGAUUGCGCAGGUCACGUCAGCGCGGGUGACCCCUCAGCCUCCGCCUCAACCUUCCCCUUACCCUCAAUCUGCGCCUGCGCAAGCAUCUGCUCCGCCUCAGCCUUUGCCGCAGCAGGUGCAGCAAACUCAGAGGCAGCAGCAACUGCUAUCCCAGCAGCAGCAAUCGAUGCUUCAGCAGCAGCAGCAGCAGAUUUCACAGCCCCAGGCGCAGCAGCAGCAGCAGCAGCACACACCGCAGAAGCCGUCGCUGCUGCAUCCCCUGCCUCCCCGCGUGCACCAGCAACCGAGACCCAUAGCCAUUCGGCCAGUGCAAGCAACGGUACAGCAGCAGGCGCAGCAGGCGCAGCAGGCGCAGCAGUUUCAACACCAAACGUCACCCCUUGCAUCGAAAACACCCCCACAGCAGGCACAGCAACCAACGCACCCGGUGCUUCCGUCGAGCCAGAAGCAGCAACCUUUGCAGCAGCAGGGCCUGCCAGCUCAGGGAAGCUUUCUUCCAGCGCAGCAGCAGGGGACGCAAGCGUCUCAGCAGCUGCUGCAGCAACAGCGGCAACAGCAGCUGCAGCAACGGCAGCAACAGCUACAGCAGCAGCAACUGCAGCAACAGCAACAUCAACAGCGGCAGCAGCAGCAACAACAACAGCAGCAACAGCAACAGCAACCGCAGCAGCAACAGCAACAGGAACAGCAACAGCAACUACAGCAACAGCAACAGGGGCAACAGGGAGUCGCUCAGGCGCAAACACAGCAGCAGCUGAUGAAGCAGCUGCAGCCGUUGUUGAUGCAGCAGCAAAAGCAGCGCCAGGCGCAACAGUACGCCCAGCAGCAGCAGCAGCAGCAAUUGCAGCCAGAAAUGCUUCAGAAAUUGCAAGCCACGCAACAAAGCUCACUCCAGCAACAGCAGAAGCAUUCACAGCAGCCGCUGUUGCCGCUGCAGCAGCAGCAGCAGCAGCAGCAUGCAUUGCAAAAGCAACAGCGAAAUCCGCAACAACAGCAGCAGCCACAGCAGCAGCAGCAGCUAAGGCAGGGUCCUCAUGCGUCACCGGCGCUGCUAGCCCAGCAGGUGAACGCGUCUCAGCAGAGAGCGCUGCAGCAGGAUCAGCUGCUUCAGAAGCUCACCCCGCAGCAGCGGCACCUGCUGUCGCAGACGUUUCAGCAGCAGCAGCAGCAGCAGCAGCAGCAGCAGCAAAUGCAAAUGCAGCAGCAGCAGCAGCACACGCAGCAGCAAGGCGGUGCACUGCAUCCACAGAACCAUCCCCAGCACAAGCCACUGGCCCCAAAGCCUCAGGCGCCGCCCCCUGCAUUGCUGCCGCUUUACCAGCUGCACCCCCCGCAGCCCCUAAACUCAUCCCCUCAGGUGGCAAACGCGUCCCAUCCUGCCCAGUCGCACGUGCAGAACCAGAGUGCGGUGCAGGCGCAGCCGCGAGCAGGGGCGCAGGCGCAAGUGGGUGCCCAGCUGCUGCUGCCUACCGGGGCAGGAGGAGCGGAGCAGCAGAUGAAACCUCCUAUGAGUGCAGCAGCCAAACAGGUACAGGCGAGGAUGGUGCAGGCCCAGCAACAGGCGCAGGCCCAGCAACAGGCGCAGGCCCAGCAACAGGCGCAGGCACAGCAACAGGCGCAGGCACAGCAACAGGCGCAGGCACAGCAACAGGCGCAGGCACAGGCCCAGCAGGGGCUGCAGGGGCGGCAGGGGCAGCAGCAGGGGCAGCAGCAGAUUAAUGCCCAGAGGCAGCGGCUUCAGCAGCAAGUGGAAGGGUUUCUGCAGCAGCAACAGGCCGUACAGGGGCAGGGCCAGGGGCAACAGCAGGAGCAGGGGCAGCAGCAGGAGCAGGGGCAACAGCAGGGCCGACAGCAGGGGCAAGUGCAGGGGCAGGGGCUGGCGGUGCAGGCUGUGCAUCAGCAGGGGAAGGUACAGCAACAGCAGCAGCCACUGAAGCAGGCACAACAGCAGCAGCCAGUGCCAAAGCCACAGCAUCACCAGAAAGCACAACCACAGCAGAAGCAGCAGCAGGCACAAGCACAAGCACAUGUACAGGCACAGGCACAGCAGCGGGUGCAGCAGGCUCAACCAAGGCGAGCACAAGACAAGUCUCACCACCCCCUUGAGCUGCCCGCCCUCUCCUCCUCCCGCCUGCCCCGACUCACCUCGCCGUCCUCUCAACUCAAGCGGCCCACCGCCCAAGCAACCCCCUCAGUUGCGGCAAAAACUGAGAACCAAACCGGCAAUGGGCCCUCUGGCCCUGCUGCCCCUUCCCCAUCGCCUCCCCUGCCCCAUGGCUCUCACACAGCAGGGCAGGGAUCUGGCACAACCAGGCGAAGUCUUGCUGGCUCAGGGAGAGGGGCAGGUGAUUUCUCAGGUGGUCAUGUGAAGGAUGGGUUGGUGCCAGGUGCGGUGCCAGGUAAGGCCCUUGCAGAGGUGAAGAGGGUUGGGGUGGGUGUGCAGCAGGCAGUGGCGGGGAGGGGGGCUGCUGAUGCCAAGGCUGCAGCUGAGGCGGCUGCAGCAGCAGCAGCGCAGGCGGAGAGGGAGAAGUUGAGGCGGAGGAAAAUGCAGAUGCGGGCGCUGCAAGCCGUGCUCUCCCACUGCUCUGCGGAGUCCACAAGAGCACACAAGCUCCGCCUGCAGAGGCUCCGUGAGGCUGACGAAGCUGCAGCGCAGGCUCGGGCCGAGGCUCUGGCUCGGUACACGACCAACGCGGAGCUGCUGCAGGAGAUAUUCUCCUGCGACUCCACGCAGCUCUCUUGCCUCGCCUCCUGUGCCAUGCUGCGCAGCCGUGCGGGCCCUUCUGGUGCUCAUGGGGAGCAGGAUGUAGCAGAGGGAGGCGAGGGGGGUGAUGGGGAGGAGGUGAAUGUGCGUGCGGCAGAGGCGGGGUUUGAGAUGCUUGCUGCUGUGGCAGCUGAAGGCUGUGGAAGGGAGUCUGGGGAGGGGAAUGUGGGGUCCUGUGGGGCUGAUUCUAGAGCUGCUGGUGCUUCUUCGGCUGCUGUUGGUCUGACAGGGUCGUGGCUUAGGGUGGCACUGUACGGAACUGUAACGAGUGGUCCGUCCGUGCUAUCGACUAAGUCUUCUGCUGGAUUUCGAGCAGGAGAGAGGGCUGUCGGAGUGGCCAAUGAGGGGAAGCGGUGGGCACAGGAGGUGGCUGUAAUGGCAGCUGACUUUGACCCUGUGACGAUGGGAUUCAGAAGUCAGCAGGCAGGCAGGGAGCAGACUGCAGGGAUACAUGAGGUUGGUGGGAAGAGACCCAGGGGGGAGGGUGGAGAGGGAGAGAUUGAGGAGGUAGGACGUGGCGGGAGGAGGAGAAUGCGGGGUGCGGCUUGGGAUGAUGCGGCACCAUCGGCACCUGUGUUCACAAAUCAUGCUUCACGUCACUGGGGUGGUCGAUGGGGGGAAGGCUCUGUUGCAAGUGCUUCCGAAGCAGUUGCUGUUGACGACACAGAGGAUGAUGUAGAGGAGAUGGAUGAUGAAGAGAAGAGGUUUGAAGAGAUGCUGGAGGAGAGGAAUAAGAAGAUGGACGAGUUUGAGAAGAUCAUGACAGUAGCAGCUGCAGCAUCAAGUGCAAGUGACAUUGGAAAUUGUGAAGCAGUGUUUGCGUCAUGUUUCCCCCAUCUGCUAGGGGAAAUGAAGCUUUGAUCGAUUUCUCUGGAUGGUGUGAACUCUAGUCUCUAACUAUUCUGAUUAUAUGACUAAUUUGAAAAAUUGGGUAGGAACAUGCAUUGUAUUGAGUUGACUUAGU
Molecule: messenger RNA, 4636 nt
Organism: Closterium sp. NIES-67
Lineage: Eukaryota; Viridiplantae; Streptophyta; Zygnematophyceae; Desmidiales; Closteriaceae
Source: the annotation of a GenBank genome assembly